AUUCUCUCCACCCAUACCACCCCUCCCUCUAUAUAUAUAUAUAUAUAUAUAUACACAUCAGACGCUUACAUUUACGGAGUAUGUAUAUUCCCAAGCUAGCAGCUCUCAAUUGAUUUUCCAAACAUCAAAUUAUUCUUAAGAAACACUCGAAGGCCCGUCCACGAUAUGAUCGAUGCACAGAACAAUCACUCCACAAAUUGAUCGGAGAUGGCCAGUCGGAAAGAAGCUGACGGCGGCGGUCUAGCACUCCCGCCGGUUUCGCCCAAAUUUCAUAGUGAAUGUUGCAUGUGCGGAGAUAAGGGUUUACCAUUUGAGCUUUUCAGAUGCAAAUCUUGCUUAUUCCGAUCCCAGCACAGGUAUUGCAGUAAUUUAUAUCCGAAAGCGGAGUCUUACCGUCAAUGCAACUGGUGCCUAAGGGAUCAAAAGGACGACGACAACUCUUCCCAUUCUUCUUCUUCUUUGCUUUUAUCAUCCCCGCCGCAUAGAGCCGCCGGGAGCGACGGUGAUGAAAUAAUUACAAAAGAGAUCAAGAACGAAAAAGAAAAGUUACCUCGGUCCUUUUCACCUCUUCCUCAACACCCACAAAACUUACUGGUAUGGAGUAACAAAAAAGGUGGUGGGUCGAGCCCAAAGGGGGUGAUGAGAAAGGACCCUUUCAAGGUGGCGGCGGAGAAAGCACCGCCGCUCAAAACCGCCGGUGCAGCCAGUCUGAGGAGGUCAACGUCGGAUGUUGGGAUAGUUAAACAUGUGGUGGUUAGAAACAAGGUGAGGAGAAGGUAUAAGCUCUUGGAAGAAGUAGCCAGUCGCUAGUCAAUGUGACUAUAAUAUAAUUGAUCAAUAUUACGAGUUUUUUCUCCUUGUGAUCCUUUCAAAAGGUGAGCUUCUUUGAAAGUAAGUUUGACAUUGAAAUUUUCCUUAUAAGAGAUGCAAGUGCGUAUCUAGAGGCACGCAUUUUUUUUUAAAUGGAUGAUGUAUAUAUUUAGUAAAAUAAAUAAAUAUCACAAAACAAAUGCCUUUUU
Cuscuta europaea is the source of this 1019-nucleotide messenger RNA. The record is from the annotation of a GenBank genome assembly. Lineage: Eukaryota; Viridiplantae; Streptophyta; Magnoliopsida; Solanales; Convolvulaceae.